Notothenia coriiceps (black rockcod) is the source of this 2357-nucleotide messenger RNA. Its product is annotated as collagen alpha-3(IV) chain-like. Gene Ontology annotation, cellular component: collagen trimer. The transcript is spliced from 9 exons. The coding region runs from base 1 to 1464 and encodes 487 amino acids. NCBI's taxonomy places the organism in Eukaryota, Metazoa, Chordata, Actinopteri, Perciformes, Nototheniidae. Gene Ontology annotation, molecular function: extracellular matrix structural constituent. The record is from RefSeq and is a predicted model, not a curated record.
AUGAGGCAUGGGCGACGUCCGAAACCGCGAGGCGGAGGAAGAGCCAGCAGGUCCCCGGAGCGCGCCAACACACGGGCCGAUGAAGGCAUGGCGACGUCCGAAACAGCGCGCAGCGAGCCGGGGGCCGCGGCAAUGCUGCACCCCUGGCCGAUGAAGGGCGCGAGCGUGUGUCGGUCGAUAACCGCGCGUCGGGGGGUGCAAAGGCAGGAGGGUGCGCACAGCGAGGGGAGAUCGGACCAGCAGGUAGCGCCACGGCACAACAGCGAGAGCGACGCUCCCCUCGCGGCGCUAUCAGAGACAACCAGAGUAAAAGCUUCAAAUAAAGGCCGAAACUGUUCACCAACACAAAGGAGAAAAUACGGGAGCGAAGCUGCAAGGCGACGAAAGCGAGCGAGAUACACCCAGCUUCUUAUCCAGCGCGGGGCACACACUCGCGGCCUGCGUCUCUGCCGGGCGGUCAAAGUCGUCUACGUCCGUCCGGCAAACUCUCGAGACGUGUCAGGCACCAUGAUGCCGAGAGAUAGGAGUCAGGCGGGCACGGCAUAUGAUCGAAUCGAAAGAGUACAGGCGGUUUUGGAAACAGAUCUGUGUUUUGUGGCUGCAGGUGUAAAAGGAUUUGUCGGGAGGGGGGGCAGGCCAGGACACGGCGGACGUCCUGGAGUCAAAGGGGAAGAGGGGGAUCGAGGCUUCCUUGGAUCAAAAGGGACCUUGGGUGAACGAGGACAGGUCGGUGCUAAAGGUAUUCCCGGUCGCCCCGGCCCGUGCCAGGACGCUCCGGAGAACGACGGCUUCCUGUUCACCAGACACAGCCAGGAACUCUUUAUCCCAGAAUGCCCUGCAGGAUCCACCCUGAUGUACAGCGGCUACUCGCUGCUGUUCAUCAACGGAAACAACCGAGCGCACGGACAAGACCUGGGUACAUUAGGUAGUUGUUUACCUCGCUUCACCACCAUGCCCUUCCUGUUCUGCAACACCGACAACACCUGCCGCUACGCCUCCCGCAACGACUACUCCUAUUGGCUGUCCACCGACAAACCACUGCCGGGUAGCAUGCCGCUGAUCUCCGGGGACUCUCUGAAGGACUACAUCAGCCGGUGUUCGGUGUGCGAGGCCCGGGCCAACGUGAUCUCCGUCCACAGUCAGACCAGCGAGAUCCCAGAGUGUCCGUCGGGAUGGGACCCCCUGUGGCUCGGAUACUCCUUCGUCAUGGAGACGGGGGUGGGGGCUGAGGGUUCAGGUCAGCCUCUGGCCUCUCCAGGAUCCUGCUUGCAAAACUUCCGGAAGAUUCCCUUCAUCGAGUGCCACGGCAGAGGAACCUGCAACUACUACACCGACUCCUACAGCUACUGGCUGGCCGCCCUCAACCCCAACGACAUGUUCAGUAAACCGAAGCCUCAGACCGACACCGGAGAGUUUCCGGGAAAUCUGAUCAGCCGCUGCCGAGUCUGCAUGAAGCAACUGUAACUAACUACUGAAACUACAGAUACUACUGAAACUACAGAUACUACUGCUGUAAAUACUACUGACUCUGUACUCCUGAUAAAUACUCAUGAGUAUUCACACAACAGAGAAACAGGGGUGGGACCUAAGUACGUUUAUUAAAUAAAAUGUUGAGGUAUUUCCACGUUGCUAAUUUCUACUUUUACUCCAUUACAUGUUGUAACCCACUGCUUCAGUUACCAGCUGCUUUGCGGAUUAAGAUAUUCAUACACAAUCAUGUAAAUACAAAAGAUACGUCCUUAAACGUGAAUAAGGACUGUGUUUGUCUACAUCAGUAAAAUCCUACUUAAUGCAACAUUGAUGUUAAUAACAUUUCAGGAUGAAAAAUUUAAUUUUGAGACUUUAAGUCCAAUUUGCUGAUUAAACGACGCAUCAUGCAACUUACACUUGGAGCAUUUUAACGGUAAUCUUUUGGUACUUUUACGACAGUUCAGUAUCUGAAUACUUCUUCCAGUGGUAUUAAUAUGACCAAUAAUACUGCUGCAGUACCUCCUGCAGCCAGGAGAGGGCAGUGCUGAAACACCACUGAAGAAGAAAGGAGCUCCUAGAAAACUUGAAAUGAAUGAGAACAAUAAUUAAAUAAAAAUCACAUUGCUAUUUUCUGCGCGGCGACUGAGUGUGGAGCCUUUUAUUGGGAUGAUUCUCACAGCAAUGCAUUCUGGGGCUUGUGGUUGCCAUUACAAAAAUCUGCAGGAACUUCAUCUGUGUUAAACCAUUUUAAUAAACUGGAAUAUUAGUAUUACGUGUUUACAGUCCGACAUUGUCUAAUCCUCGUUGUACAUAAUCUUCUCCUGUAACUGUUAACGAUCACUGAUAACAUUUGUGAAUAUUAUUCUUGUUGAGUUUCAAUAAAACAU